AUAACAGAGCAGUACCCUUUGACAUCAACAGUAUGAACCUCGUUCUUUCAUCGUAUCAUCUUCACAACCUAACAUUUUCUUCACCAACAUGCAGAUGCAGAUCUUAACAACAACACGUGCUCAUUUUCUUCUCUCCUUCUUCCUCAAUUAUCUUCUUUUCUCAUCACCCUUCAUUCAAGGUUUCCAGCCACUGCCAGCACCAACCUCUGGUGGUGAUCAUUAUUUCGAGUCUCCUUUGUCGCCACCGGCGCUUCCGCCUGUGCCUGCCGACGGUGGUGGUUAUGGGUAUGCCCCCACGUCGCCCGCAGUGAUUGGGCAGUGGCACGAAGGGUCUCCAGGAGCUCCGGCGCCAAUCCCGGAAAAUGGGGUGGGGGGCGACAGAGAUGAAAGCACCGCCAGUGCUCCGGCAAUGGACAACGGCGGCGUGAGGUGGUGCGCAGUGAGGGACCAACUGGAGGAGUGUCAGUUCUUUGUCGGUGUCAUUGACCAAUUAACGGGCUACACGUGGAAAUGUGUCCAAAGAGAAAAGGCCCAAGAUUGCAUGGAGUCAAUUAAGAAAGGAGAAGCAGAUUUGGUGAACUUAGAAGCCGGGCUUGCUUAUAAUGCAUUCAUCAACCACUCAAUGAAAGCCAUAGCCAAUGAGAUGUACUAUGAUCAUUCCAAAACCUAUAAAGCAGUUGCAGUUGUAAACAGAAGGGCGUGUGAGAACAACGAAAAGAUCACUUUAAUGGACUUCAAAGGCCACAAGUCUUGCCAUGGAGGUUACUCCACAGCAGCAGGAUGGAACUACCCCAUCAACUACAUCAAAAAUUUAAUUAACAAUGAAGAACUGAGUGACAGAGAAAUUGCAACUAGUUUUUUCUCUAGUGUUUGUGCUCCAUCAGAGGUUGAAGGUUUUGAUAUAUGCAAUGCAUGCAGCAAAGAGAAUGAAACAUGCCCUGAAAAGGGUUUGUACUCUGGUCAUUCAGGAGCUUUUAGGUGCCUUGUAGAGGAAUUGGGAGACAUUGCUUUUGUCAAGGGUGACACUGUGUUGCUCUAUUCUAUGGAGGGGCCUCAUAGCCAAUUAUGGUCAAGCAAGUCUGUUAGAGACUUCAUGUAUCUUUGUCCUCAAGGGGGUUGCAGAGAAAUCAAUGGCUAUCCUGGAGAUUGUUCAUUUGGAGCUGUUCCUGCAAAUGUGAUAAUGGCACAUAACUCAAUGCCCAACAAAAAGAGAGAGCAUAUUUUAGAAACAUUAACGAAUAGUAGUUUGGUGGAUGCUCUUUAUGCCCCAAACAACGUUUCGAUUAUUCACCUAUUUAGUCCAAGUACUCAAGGACUAGCCAUGAUUGAAAAGGUCACAAGGCCAUAUCUGGGGAAAUCAGCUUCAAUCUCACAGAGCAUACUAAAAUUGAAUGCUCCAGAAACCAGAGUCGCCUCAUAUGAAGCAGAUAAUGGUUCAGAUGAAUCUUCUUCAUCUUCAUACAUUUGCUGUUCGCAAGUAAUGACUAUGCUCUCACUCCUGAUGUUACCGCUGAUACUUGGAAUCACUCCAAAAUAGAAGAAACUUGGUAUUAUUCAAUCAAGUUGCUGCAAGUACUAUUCUGUUUGAUGUGGGUAGUAUUGGCAAAAAAAAAACAAAAAUUAACAUGAUGAGCUACGGAAUAAUAAGAAAAUCAUGGUUUUGCAUUUAAUUCCUUUCCUGUAUUUGUAGGUUUCAAUAAUGAAAAGUAGUCUUGUUCACAGAA
Messenger RNA from Glycine soja, 1724 nucleotides. RefSeq names its product serotransferrin-like. Lineage: Eukaryota; Viridiplantae; Streptophyta; Magnoliopsida; Fabales; Fabaceae. Bases 89 to 1537 code for a protein of 482 amino acids. The transcript has 7 exons. Gene Ontology annotation, biological process: iron ion transport. Gene Ontology annotation, cellular component: recycling endosome; plasma membrane; early endosome. The record is from RefSeq and is a predicted model, not a curated record.